AUGGAUGUGUUUAUUGUGAGCUAUGGAAAAAUUGUAUCCACAAAGGCAAUUCUUGACAAAAACACAAAUCAAUGCAAAGGUUAUGGUUUUGUAGAUUUUGACAGUCCUGCAGCUGCACAGAAAGCAGUAGCAUCCCUCAAGGCAAAUGGUGUGCAGGCACAAAUGGCCAAGCAACAAGAGCAAGACCCAACAAAUCUCUACAUCUCAAACCUCCCCAUUUCUAUGGAUGAGCAGGAACUUGAGAAUAUGUUGAAACCCUUCGGACAUGUCAUUUCCACAAGAAUACUGAGAGACGCUAAUGGAGUCAGCAGGGGCGUGGGCUUUGCCAGAAUGGAGUCUACUGAAAAAUGUGAAGUGGUAAUUCAACAUUUUAAUGGAAAAUAUCUGAAAACACCACCAGGCAUCCCAGCUCCCAGUGAGCCUUUACUGUGCAAAUUUGCUGAUGGAGGACAAAAGAAACGACAGAAUCAAAGCAAAUACACCCAGAAUGGGAGGCCAUGGCCCAGAGAAGGAGAGGCUGGCAUGGCUCUGACCUAUGACCCCACAGCCGCUAUACAGAAUGGAUUUUAUUCUUCACCGUACAGUAUCGCAACCAACCGUAUGAUUCCACCGACAUCAAUCACGCCAUUCAUUGCUGCUUCCCCCGUCUCCACGUACCAGGUCCAGAGUACUUCAUGGAUGCCUCAUCCGCCAUACGUUAUGCAACCAACAGGUGCUGUGAUUACACCAACAAUGGACCAUCCUAUGUCAAUGCAGCCAACAAACAUGAUGGGUCCCCUGACACAGCAGAUGAAUCACCUUUCACUGGGCACAACAGGAACGAUUCAAUCCCAAGACAGGAUUAUGAUACUCCACCAGCUGUUGUGUCAGUAUAUGACUGCUGCUGCUCCUAUGCAAGGGACCUACAUUCCCCAGUACACGCCUGUGCCUCCGACAGCUGUUUCUAUUGAAGGUGUUGUUGCUGAUACCUCUCCCCAGACAGUGACACCUUCGUCCCAGGACACCAGUGCUCAGCAGCAACAGAUAGCAGUGGACACAUCCAAUGAACACGCACCUGCAUAUUCUUAUCAACAGUCUAAACCAUAAACAGAACUGAAGAAUGUCCGUCUGAAACUUUGCCUUGAAUGAAGAACUUCAUUGAACGAGAAGUUAGUUGGCUUCCAGUUUGCACAGGCGUCAAUGGAAGGCUUUUUUUUUUUAAUUUUAUACUUUACUCAAUGAAAACAAAGUUUUUAUGUGCUGUGCAAAUGGUUCCUUCAUGUGGUCUGCCAGUUAUUUUUGCCGUCCUUUUCUUUUUUUUACUUAAAGAAAAAAAAAAAUCCCAGAAGGGGGAAAAAAAAAAAACAUCAAAAGUUGAUGUUUAAUCUGGAAGAACAUUUGAACUCAGAAUUUACCUGAAGGUGUAGAUAGAUUUUUUUUUAAACAAAAUAAAACCUGAUGUCAAGAGGUGGGCAAAAAGAAAUGAAAACAAAUUGUCUUCCUCAGUAAUCAAGCUACUCUUUCUCUUUUGUUUCCUUCUUGUUUAAACCUAGUGGGUUGAUUUUUUUAUUUUAUUUUUUUCUUAGAAAUAUUUAGGUAAGGUUUAUCUUGAAUCUUAAUUGCCUUAAUUUUAAGGACGUCAAAGGCUCUCGAGGCAAGCUGUCAACGUCUUGUUAAAAAAAAAAUCAAAAAGAAUUGAAAUAUUGUGCCAGCUUUAACUGGUACAAAUGUUUAAGACUAUGAGUUUUUAGGGUGAAGAAACUGUACAGUUUAAAAGAAAAUGUUUUUCUUCAUUUGAAGAAAAUUUGUUGAUAAAAGAAACCAUGGCAACGGCAAGAAUUGGGAAAUGCUGGGGCUCCUCAUGAACCUUGUCUCAAGUGUUGACACAAGUCAUUCUAGAAGGCUGAAGCAUUUUACAGUAAAGUUAGUAAUGUUGGUUUAAAAACAACUGCAUUAGAAAUAAUGCGUGUUGGGGGGCAGAAUGCAGAUUUUUUUUAUUUACAAAGCGUGAUUGCUAGCAAAAGCAUUAGUGCUUUUUAUCUGCAGCCUUUUUUAUGAGCUUUACAGAGUUUUUAGUCAGCUUUGCUUGUCACAUUGCAAAACCUAGCUUAAGAGCAUUAAAAAAAAAACUUAAGUAGAUAGAAGCUUAUGGUCAAAAAGUGCAAAAAAAUAAAAAACAAAAAAAGCAAUAGAUAGAGAAAUUGUUGACAAUUUCUGUAGUCUUUCCUAGUUGUGAUCAAAUUCAGCCUAUGGAUGGCCUAUUUUAUACCAAAGAUGAAAUGACACCCUAUUACAGUCCAGACGAUAGACGUUGCUUUUCUUUUCCUUUUUAAAAAUUUUAUUUGACCUAUGUGGCCGGACCAGUUCUUACGUUGUUUAAACUACCUUCCACUGGUGUUUUACAUACUAUGAAACAAAAUUUUCUUUUGGUUUUUUAAAUGUAUGUUUGUUGAUAGUAGAAACUGGCACCUGCAGUGUUCAGCAGUGUCAACAUGAAGAGUCUGGAUGCCGGUUGAGAGAGCAAGGUGGCUUCCAAUUUUGUCAGGUUUCUGGCUCCUUGCGAGCUCUCUUCAGCACUGAAACCUGAAUUGAUGGCCACCAGUAAGCCAAGACACUUGUUCAACAGGUUGGAAUUUCUUUAUGUGAAUUUUGAACUAAUGAUCUUUCCAGAACAUGGUCUUCAAGGUCUCUGAAAGGUUAUUUGUCAGAAAAGCUUAGUGAUAUUGUGUAAAAUGCAAAGUGGUGUCCUGAGAAGGUCUCGCUGUGUUUGUAACAAUAGUCUUCCUGCUAUAUUCCAACACCUCCAGGUUUUGUCUUCUCAACUGUCUUUGUCAUCAUCCACUAUGAAUAGCCAGCUUGAUUCUGCAGUUGGAGAGGGGGUAUCUUCUUCUUGCCUAUUUUCAUACCUAGGUGUUGCUGAAAGACAACAUAGACCUUUACAUUUCAGUUUAAUUCUCUGAGGCAAGUGGAGCCAUUGAGACUGAAGAUUUUAUUAAUGGAACAUAGACAGGCUCUUAAAAUGCUAGUGGACAAUCAAGAUAUUUUAUGAUUUAUAUCAAUAAGAACCAAAAGGAUUAGGGUUGAUCAAUCACUAAAGCCAAAGGAGAUAUUUGCAUUUAGAAUGAUGCAAAACUUUGUCUAAAAUUAAUUAAAUUAACUUACCUAGAAAAUGUCCUU
This is a messenger RNA of Castor canadensis (American beaver), 3156 nucleotides long. The record is from RefSeq and is a predicted model, not a curated record. Lineage: Eukaryota; Metazoa; Chordata; Mammalia; Rodentia; Castoridae.